This is a messenger RNA of Linum trigynum, 1084 nucleotides long. NCBI's taxonomy places the organism in Eukaryota, Viridiplantae, Streptophyta, Magnoliopsida, Malpighiales, Linaceae. The record is from the annotation of a GenBank genome assembly.
GAUUUUCCAAGAAAACCUCGUCCAUCCCGUCCCUUUCUCACGUCUUCAUCAAUUCCCUACCCCCUCAUCAUUUCUCCACCGACCCAACAAGGAAAACCACCGCCACCAAUCAAAGGGGCCGACCCCUGAUCUCCUUUCUUGCUCUCCUGUGAUUUCUGGGAUACCCAGAAGAAAAAGAUCAAAUUUUUACGACAAGAUGAAGGAGGGCAACGAUGGGUUUGUCCGCGCGGAUCAGAUUGAUCUCGAGAGCCUUGACGAACAACUUGAGCGCCAUCUCAGUAGGGUUUGGACUAUGGACAAGAACAAGCGAUCUGAAGAUUCCAAUCUUCCUCCAUCUGCUGCUGGUGCUGCUGUUCCAACUACUACUACUUCCCUUCACGCUUCAAAACCUACUUCCAUGGCCGCCACUACCACCGCCACCGCCGCCUUGACUAAGGACAUGAGGGAAUGGGAGAUCGACCCUUCCAAUCUUGUUAUCAAGGGUGUCAUUGCUCGUGGUACCUUUGGGACAGUCCACCGUGGUGUCUACGAUGGUCUCGAUGUCGCCGUUAGGUCUGUGGGGAGCAUUGUUUUUAGGUUAUCUGGGCGAUGGUCGUGAUCCUUUGUUCACUAGAGGAAGGAGUUGGUUUGGAUACACGUAAGGGAUGUGGGACAGCUUGUUGAUGAAAGAUCCCUUUUCCACCGCACACAAAGGAGACCAGGAGCGAGAAGCGAGCAGGGAAUGGGGAUUUAGCAGAACGUGGAGUUGGGGUUGACGCAAUCCAAGUACAAGGUCAAGUGACGGUACAUCUCGAGCAAAAAGUUAGAAUGUCAAGGUAGCGUUAAAACUCAAAUCAACCGAUUGACAAGGUGAGUGUAAAGGGGGUAAAUUCUACGCUUUACGAUUUUCAAGUAUUUGUCUUGAGUAUUUUCGAGUAUUGCUUUACAUGAAGUAUGUGCAGUAAUUGAUUCAUGUUUGAGAUUGCUUGAGUUAUGGUUUGAGGUGAUUUGUUUGAGCUAUGCUUGAAGUGAAUGUUUAUUAAUUACUUUGAAAUUUUUACGAGUAUAAGUUAUUAUUAAAGAGUAAGAAACAAGUUCUUUUAAA